AUGCUGCGCUCUAGUGCCACUGGAAUUCGUUUUGCUCUGCGUAUUUCUGUACUCCGAACUAGAUGCCUAGCGGCUAUACCAAGAGUUUCUACGUCUCCAGUUUUUCGUCAACCCACCCUUCGAAUAGCACAAACCCGCUUCUACUCGAGCAGUUCAAGCGGAGAUGGUGAUCCCCCUAAUCCAGCUCCUGCUGAAGACGAUACUGCAGCUUUAGAGACUGCUAUAGUCGAAGGAGGCGAUGUGGUAAAUAGUGGCAUGAGUACUAUCAAUGUCCCUGAUGUCUUUCCAAUUGUUCCACUUCUAGCUAUAAACCGCUAUCCGUUAUUUCCAGGUUUUAUAAAGAAAGUGGAUAUUGUGAAAGACGACGCUUUGAAGCAGGUGAUCCGUAGCAGAGUUGCGCUGAAACAACCAUACGUUGGAGUUUUUGUCAAACAGGAUGAUGAGAACAAGGAAGAGAUAAUUACUUCAUUGUCGGAUGUGUAUAAUGUUGGAUGUUUUGCUCAGGUAAUUGAAAUGCGCGAUCAUGGAAAAAUUAUGGAGUUAGUAUUGAGUGCCCACAGAAGGAUACGAAUACUGGAGCCUGUUGAUGAAGCAGCUACAGGUACUGAAGAGCCACACAAAAUUUUAAAUGGUCGAAGAGCAGGCAUCCGAAAAAAGGGAUCCCCAACGCAAAAGCCUCCAACUCCGCCUCCUGAGCGGUCAUCCAUUUUGUUAGUUCGCACUGAGAACGUCAUAGCAGAGCCAGCAGAAAGAAGUAAUGAAACAAAAGCGAAAAUGCAGGCUGUUGUUCAAACGAUACGCGAUGUGGUGCAGUAUAGUGCUCUCUUCGGUCAACAGAUAAACCUUCUCCUUCACCCUUCACAAAAUGUGAUAGAGAAUCCAGUAUAUCUAUGCGAUUUAGUCGCUACUUUGGUACAGUCGGCUGACACGAAAGAGCUUCAAGAGAUGAUGGAGGAAAUUAGUGUCUCAAGACGUCUUGACAAAGCGUUGGUACUAAUUCAAAAAGAGAAAACUGUGGCAAAACUGAAGUAUGACAUCAAUAAGGACGUGGAAAAGAAAGUGCAAGAUCAACACAGAAAAUAUUUGCUUAAUGAGCAGCUAAAAGUCAUAAAGAAAGAGCUGGGCCUGGAAAAGGAUGACAAGUCCGCCAUCAUUGAGAAAAUGGAGGAACGGCUCAAGAAAUUGAAAGUCCCUGAUUAUGCUAUGAAGGUUAUCAAAGAGGAGCAACAGAAGCUACAAUUUCUCGAUCCACAUUCGAGCGAGUUCGGUGUAACACGGAAUUAUCUCGACUGGCUGACCAAUGUCCCUUGGGGGAUAACAUCAGAGGAGAACUACGAUUUACAGAAAGCAAAAGCUGCUCUUGAUAAGGGACACUAUGGCAUGAAGGAUGUCAAGGAGCGGAUUCUCGAGUUCAUUGCAGUGAACAUGUUAAAGAAACAUGUUGGAGGAAAAAUCCUUUGCUUGCAUGGACCUCCAGGCACAGGAAAGACCAGCAUUGCUAGAUCGAUUGCAGAGGCAUUGAAUCGAGAGUAUUUUCGUUUUUCUGUUGGUGGUAUGACUGAUGUUGCUGAAAUUAAAGGACAUCGAAGGACAUAUGUGGGAGCGAUGCCUGGGAAGAUGAUACAAUGUCUCAAAAAAGUACACACAGAGAACCCGCUUGUUCUGAUCGAUGAAGUAGACAAAAUCGGCAGUGCGGGCUACCACGGGGAUCCUGCGAGUGCGCUUCUUGAGCUGCUUGAUCCCGAACAGAAUGCUAACUUCAACGACCAUUUUUUGGAUGUCCCUGUUGAUCUUUCCAGAGUGUUGUUUUUGUGUACUGCCAACGUUGUCGACCAAAUACCAGGGCCGCUGAAAGACAGAAUGGAACUGAUUGAUGUUAGUGGCUACCUUGCUGAAGAAAAGAUCGAAAUAGCCCAGCGGUAUUUGAUACCUCAAGCACGAAAAGAAACAUCUCUCACUGAAGAGCAGCUAACUAUCGAUAAAGACGCAGUUGAAAAUAUAAUCAAGCAUUACUGUCGAGAAUCAGGUGUUCGAAACCUUCAGAAACACAUAGAUAGGAUCUUCCGAAAAGCUGCCUUGCAAAUCGCUGAUAAUCCAAGUGACAGCUCAACGCCUUCUACUAUUGUUGUGAAUAACGAAAACCUGGAGAAAUUUGUAGGAAGGCCGAAGUUCACUUCUGACAGGAUGUACGAAGAAACACCGCCUGGCGUGAUAAUGGGUCUCGCCUGGACCGCAAUGGGCGGCUCAGCUCUGUACAUAGAAGCUGUGCUGAAGAAACCUGUCGAUUACGGAAGCGACAAAGAUGGAAGCUUAGAAUGCACCGGUAAUUUAGGAGACGUUAUGAAGGAAAGCGUCAGAGCGGCAUUGACUGUCGCGAAAUCAAUACUCGUGAAAGACGAACCUGACAACAAAUUUUUCGAAAAAGCUCAUAUUCAUAUCCAUGUCCCUGAGGGAGCCACGCCAAAGGAUGGCCCGUCAGCAGGAGUUACGCUUGUUUCCUCACUUCUUUCACUUGCCUUAAACAAACCUGUAGUACAAAAUAUGGCAAUGACUGGAGAAAUCUCAUUAACUGGAAAGGUAUUGCCUGUUGGAGGCAUAAAAGAAAAGGUUAUCGCGGCACGACGAGUUGGAGCGAAACGAGUGUUCUUGCCGUCAGAGAAUCGCAGAGAUUACGAUGAUUUGCCAGAAUUUAUGAAAGACGACCUGGAUGUACGAUUUGUUUCUGAAUACUCCGAAUUGUACCAAGACUUAUUCGAGUGA
Messenger RNA from Necator americanus (New World hookworm), 2760 nucleotides. RefSeq lists its product as uncharacterized. Gene Ontology annotation, cellular component: mitochondrial matrix. Gene Ontology annotation, molecular function: ATP-dependent peptidase activity; ATP binding; ATP hydrolysis activity. Bases 1 to 2760 code for a protein of 919 amino acids. The transcript has 23 exons. The record is from RefSeq and is a predicted model, not a curated record. Lineage: Eukaryota; Metazoa; Nematoda; Chromadorea; Rhabditida; Ancylostomatidae. Gene Ontology annotation, biological process: chaperone-mediated protein complex assembly; mitochondrion organization; protein catabolic process.